Messenger RNA from Bicyclus anynana (squinting bush brown), 3908 nucleotides. Its product is annotated as ubiquitin-protein ligase E3C. Gene Ontology annotation, molecular function: ubiquitin protein ligase activity; protein binding. The transcript has 21 exons. Gene Ontology annotation, biological process: ubiquitin-dependent protein catabolic process; protein polyubiquitination. The record is from RefSeq and is a predicted model, not a curated record. Bases 193 to 3465 code for a protein of 1090 amino acids. Lineage: Eukaryota; Metazoa; Arthropoda; Insecta; Lepidoptera; Nymphalidae.
CUUAUCAUUCUGUGGUAAAUAUACGAAAAAAAAAUAUUAAUCAUCAAAAUUUGUAUUUCACAUUUAAAACAUUAUUAUUUUCUGUUUUAUGUGUUUUCCGAAUACUAAGAAAAUGUGCUUGUAUUCCAAAAAAUAACAAAUAAGAGUUAAUGAUUACGAAUUGCGUGUUACACAAAUUAAUAAACAGUAACUAUGUACUCUUUCGAAGGAGAUUUCAGGCGAAAGCCACAGCAAAACCUAGCAGGCGCAAGUGCACAACGAAAGACUGACAGAGACGCUCUGAUAUUGCAGUCACAACAACAAAGACAGAAGCGAGAGGAGCACAGAAAACAGUUGCACAGUGCUAUAAAAAUCCAAGCUUUUGUGCGAAGCUAUUUAAUAAGGAAGCAUUGCAAACAUAUUGAGAGGGAAGAGUUUGACAAUGUCUUCACAAAAUGUGACUCUGAGAAUCAAAGCUUAAUAUCUUGGCUUUUGGCUAAGAUCCUAUUCUUUUAUGAUGAUCAAAAGGAUUGUGCUAGAUUGGUUUCUAUAUCACAAGUUAUUCUCAAACAAUGGAAGAGGGUGUUUGAAAGUCGUGGUUCUUCAAUACAAAUUCGGAGACUUCUUGCAUUGCAUCUUCGGCUGUUAAGAGAUGACAGCAAGGUUCCAUUGGCAGUACCACUUAGGAUGCUUGAAGUAUUUACAUCUAUAAAUUCUAUUGAAACAUCAAGUACAGAAUAUAUCAAUAUUAUAGGAACAACAUUUUUGUAUUUAGUAAAAAGAGGUUACUUCAAGGACUUGCGCCAACUGCUCUGUCAGAAGUCGCCGCCCCUGUACGGACCUUCCCCCAACCCCCCCACGCCGCUGUGCGGAGCUUUACUAGACCUCAUACAGAGGCCGCUAAAUCUGACCUCACAAAUUAAUGUACCUGAAUAUAAUGACACAGUCAUGACGGAGUUCACGGCAGCAUUCCUAUGUAACCCAUACCCGGAGCCUGUGGAGAUGUUUGUGCUGCCAGCGCUAACUAACGACCCUAGCAAACGAUUUCCAUUUCUCUCCUUACUACAUAGUUUGUACAUGGAUAAGUUCAGUUCGGGGCGUCUGGUCAACGACUCUUGGUUAUUGCAUUCCAUUUUGACUCUGGAACCACCAGAUUUUGCAAACAGUAUACUCCAAAUAGACAACACAAGGCUGCCACACAAUCGAAUUAUGCUAGAAUAUUUGAAAAUAAUAGGAAAAUUAACUAUUAACGUAUGCAACAAACAAAUAACAUAUGAAUACGAAGAUUCUUUGUACAGCCAAGAGACAGCCGCUGACAAUGACGAUGACAGUGACAGUGACACUGAACCGAAUCCCACUUCAAUACGUGAACAGAUGCUCCUCACCAAAUGUAUAGAGCUGUUGAAUGAACCUGAUCGUUGUAUAAUGAUCAUGUGCUCUCAGAUCACAGAUACUGAAUUGUGUGACGAGUUCCUUGAUAGUAUGUCGAAGAUAUGCCAUAAUUUACUUCUAAGUCAUAGGAUGGCGUUGCAUAAGUAUCGGUUAUUAUAUACAUUAGCAUUUAAGCCAAUCUUUUUGCGCGACCUCUGGCAAUGGUUAAGUAACAUGAGCCACGAAUCUUCCUUCGGAGGCUCAACCACGCCGCUCCUGUCGGCUCUCUCCCGUGGCAUGGGAGCUGACACCAACGUCAUGGGAGUGCACAAACUGCUGGCGCCUCUGGCAGUUUUCUGUGCACUGUUUUCUCUAUUGAUUGGUACACUGCAUGACACAGAGUUCUUUAGAGACACAGAUGGGGGUGAAAAAAUGAAUAUAACAAGUUUGCCGUGUUCAGGACGCGUGCAUGCGUUUGAUUUCUCCGAACUGGGAGGUCUAUGUCGCACGCUUAAACAAGUGUGUCUCGGAUUGGUGGAGCUCGCCUACCCCGAGUACAGGCCGUCUGUGAUUGGCCAGUAUAAGGAUGCUGUCGGGACUGGCUACCAACUGGAACUGUCGGAGAAGAAUCAAACACCUGUAUGGGCGCAUUUGUUUAAGGUGUGCACGCAACUGUUGCGCGCGCUGUACGCACGCGACGCGCGGCUGCGGUUCUGCGCGACGCAGCCGGACAGCCCCAGCGCGUGGACGGCGGCCGGGCCGGUGGUGCCGGGCGACGGCGCGGAGGCGGCGCUGGCCGCCGCGCGCACGCCCCGCUCCGCGCGCCCCUACCGCGCCUACGUGCCCAGGCUGGCGCAGGCGGAGCACGAUGAGGGUCCACCAUUAACAAUAAAAGAACUGAGAACUGUUACAAUAUUGAGAGAAAUUCCAUUUGUAGUGCCAUUCUCAACAAGAGUAUUGAUAUUCCAAGGUCUUCUCGUAAGGGAGAAACAUGAACACUGGUAUGAGAUGACAAAUUUCAAUGAGGGUCCGUCAAUAAUAAUCAGUGUUAGACGUACGCAUUUGUAUGAAGAUGCAUUUGGUAAACUUAGUCCUGACAAUGAACCCGAUUUAAAGCUGAAACUUCGUGUGCAAUUAAUAAAUCAGGCAGGCGCGGAGGAGCUUGGAGUAGAUGGGGGCGGUUUAUUUAGAGAAUUCCUUUCAGAACUUCUAAAAUCUGCCUUUGAUCCCAACCGAGGAUUGUUUCGUCUGACAAAAGACAACAUGUUGUAUCCAAAUCCAGGAGUGCAUUUGCUGUAUGACGACUUCCCUAUGCAUUAUUAUUUUAUUGGAAGGAUAUUGGGAAAGGCUUUAUAUGAAAAUCUCUUGGUAGAGUUACCUCUAGCAGAGUUCUUUUUGGCUAAGAUGUGCUCUACCCGGGAACCGGAUGUCCACGCGUUGGCGUCGUUGGACCCAGCGUUGUACAGAGGGUUGCUGAUGUUAAAGUCACACAGAAGAGAAGACGUUCCCGAUUUAGGCUUGGACUUCACUAUAGUUAGCGAUGAAUUAGGAGAACAGAGGAUAGAAGAACUAAAACCUGGUGGCGCAAACAUCCCUGUAACAGCCGAAAACAGGAUAGAGUAUAUUCAUCUUGUUGCUGAUUACAAACUAAAUAGACAAAUAAGGGCACAGUGCAACGCUUUCAAGCGCGGGCUGACGUCGGUGGUGAACGCAGAGUGGUUGCGCAUGUUCUCGUGCCGCGAGCUGCAGCUGCUCAUAUCUGGCGCGGAGGUGCCCAUCGACAUCGACGACCUGCGCCGACACACGCAGUAUGGCGGUGGUUUCUCGGAGACGCACGCGACAGUGCAGUGCUUCUGGCGCGUGGUGGAGCAGUUCACGGACGAGCAGCGGCGGCAGCUGCUCAAGUUCGUCACCAGCUGCUCCCGACCGCCGCUCUUGGGGUUCAAGGACCUGCAGCCGCCGUUCUGCAUCCAGUCGGCGGGCGCGGCGGACCGGCUGCCGUCCGCCUCCACGUGCAUGAACCUGCUGAAGGUGCCCGAGUACCACUCGGAGCACGCCAUGGCGGAGAAGCUGCUGUACGCGAUACAGGCCGGCGCGGGCUUCGAACUGAGCUAAGUAAAUCGACAGAGGAAUUGUUUACCUACCAACUUUUAUACAUGAAAUGAAUAUAUCUAUUUCGCGAUACAUUUUAUUUAUAUACCGAUCGUUAAUCUCAAUGUGAUAAUAUAAGCUCCUAGACUAGGAUUGUGUAAAUAAAUGUUAAAUUGAGUUCACUGUCGUAUAUUAUUUAUUAUUAUGGAGUUCUUGCUCAUGUGGAAAUUUACAGAAUGUAAACAUAUUUUUAGAUAUUGUGAUGUAGUAGACACGUUUCUAGUUUUAUGUUUCAAUUUUAUAUAUUAUCUUAAUAAGUGUAUAUUUUCAGUAAGUUAAAUGUACUCUUCCUGAGGCUGUUUGGGUAAAAUAUACAUAAAAUACAUUAUUAGGGGUGUAAAGUAUGUUUAGAACAAUUAUAAAUUAUUUUAUCUCAUCUGAAAGUGUCAAAUAAAUUUAUUGAAACU